This is a messenger RNA of Schistocerca nitens (vagrant locust), 1254 nucleotides long. Its product is annotated as papilin. Bases 1 to 1254 code for a protein of 417 amino acids. NCBI's taxonomy places the organism in Eukaryota, Metazoa, Arthropoda, Insecta, Orthoptera, Acrididae. The transcript is spliced from 10 exons. The record is from RefSeq and is a predicted model, not a curated record.
AUGUCUUCGUCAGCAGCACAAUCAUCUUCAGAUGAGGAGGAAGAUGAGCCCAUCAACGUGACGGCGACGGCGGAGGCGCUGUCCUCGGGCUGCUGGCGCGGCGUGUCUGCGCGCAGCCAGUACCUGGUGCUGGGCAGGAGGAUUGUAUCUGCAGACGAAGAUGCAGUGUUUUCCUCGCCCGCAGGUUGGCAGCCAUGGUCGGAGUGGUCGGCGUGCAGCGCGUCGUGCGGAGGCGGCGUGCAGCGGCGGCGGCGCGCCUGCUCGCUCAGCACCGGCUGCCAGGGCCACGACGCCGAGCUGCGGCGCUGCAACACCUUCUCCUGUCUCGGCAGCGUGGACGCGCUGUCGCUGGAGGACCGCCGCUACUUCCACCCGGCGCGCGCACAGUGGCAGAGGGUGCCGGGCCGGCCCAGCGCAUACCGCCUGCGGCCCAACUCCUACAUCUGGGUGCCCUCGGCGCAGCUCUUCCCGCGCGCCGGCGGCUUCCCCGCGGAGUUCUCGCUGCUCGCUACUCUGCGGCUGCAUCCCCAGAGUACGAUGGGCACGGUGCUGAGCCUGCGGUCGCGCAGGCAGCAGGACGCCUACCUGUCGCUGGAGGUGUCCGGGGACGGCGAGGGCAUGCGGCUGGUGCACGCCGCCACCAACGGCAGCACCCAGCUGGUGGCGCUGCCCGGCCUCAAGAUCCAGGACGGUCGCUGGCACCACGUCGCCAUAGGGCUGCACGGAGACCACACGGUGCGCAGCUACCUGGACUGCCGCUGGGUGAGCACCAACAUCCUGAGGAGGAACUCCCUGGACACGCCCCAGGACGCUGACGUCGUCAUUGGAUACCUGUUCAUGGGUGACCUGGAGCAGCUGACCGUGGUGCCCUCCGCGGAGGCGGUGUCCGAACAAUGCGACGCAGACGUGGCGCUCACCAACGACACGGCACCCGUCGCCGUGGAGGAGUACGGCGACGCCGACGCCGACGCCGACGACGACGAUGACGACGUGGACAUGGACUCCACCUCCGAGGAGGGCAGCGGCGGUGGCACCGACGAAGACCUCAGCGACGCUGACAACGACAUAGACACCGACUACCAGUACGAGGUGGAGUGGUCCGAGUGGAGCGAGUGCAGCGCCUCUUGCGGCACGGGCUCGCAGUCGCGCUUCUCGCGCUGCGUGGACGACGGCAAGCGGCUGGAGCUGUGCGUGGAGGCGGAUAGAGGGAAGAAGGAAGCAGUUCUUUUGCUUCAACCACUAAAUGAACCAUAG